AUGUUAGAACUUUUACCAAUAUCAUUUACAUUUACAUCAUUAGUAAAAAUUCUUAUAAUUCUUGGUAUUACUAUGUUUCUUGGUAAGGUAUGGUAUUCACCGAUAGGUUUUCAAAAACAAUGGAUGAAUGCAAUGCAAUGGAAAGAAGGUGAUUGUGAUGAAUGUCAUACUAUGGGUAUUGUUAUGGCAAAUUUAGGAAGUUUAUUAAGUUCUAUGGUUUUAAAUAUAUUGUUAAUUGCAUUCAAUAUUCGAAAACAUCAAUAUCUUAGUGCUAUGUUGGCUGCUGGAAUACUAUGUGGUUUUUAUGCAUUUAAUGGUUGGAACCGUGUAUUUUUUUCAAAAAAUUCUAAUCGCCAACACAAUCGUACAUUAUAUUUACUUGAUAUUGGUCAUAUGUUUGUUCUUUAUUCACUUGUAUCACUUGUAUUAGUUAGUUUUUAA
Molecule: messenger RNA, 441 nt
Organism: Rotaria sp. Silwood1
Lineage: Eukaryota; Metazoa; Rotifera; Eurotatoria; Philodinida; Philodinidae
Source: the annotation of a GenBank genome assembly